Molecule: messenger RNA, 2212 nt
Organism: Aphanomyces invadans
Lineage: Eukaryota; Oomycota; Saprolegniomycetes; Saprolegniales; Verrucalvaceae
Exons: 4
Coding region: 24-464 (146 amino acids)
Source: RefSeq, a predicted model, not a curated record
GCUGACCACACUUUCGAAGUGUCAUGCCCCGAUGCAAUGUGGCCGAGUACCCUGGGCGACAAGAGCCGUCGAUGACCGCGGAAGAAGUGUCGAGCACGGCACAUGCCGAAAGCGUCCAACUCCUCGAGCGAAGCAGUUUCAGCGAUUCGCACGCUUCCAUUGCUGGCCCUUCACCGGGCGAGACAGGUGGCAACGACCCUCCAUCCACGACAUCCGACCAAGCGCUUGCUCGCGCUUUGCAUCAAGAGCUCAACAAUCCCCUUGGGUUUGUCGUCGCACAGCCUGUCUUUGACACCCCAUUCAACUGCGGAUCGUGCGGCACGACGCAUCAGGUUCGUGGAGCUACGCCAGGCUCUCAAUUUCAAUGCUCUGUGUGCGGGUCAUUGAACUUGUUGCCACCCGCCCCCACUCCACUUGUUAUGGUUGAACGCACGCCUUAUCCACUCGUUUGUAACUUGCAAUGAUAACUUUAUCUUAAUGCUUUUGUUGGAUGAGGGCUUGGACGCGGUCUACUGGCACGUGGUCAACUUGCAUCGUUGGUCGAUACAGCACUUCGACCAGUCCUUCCGUGGCAAACCGCUUUCCAAACACCACGCGCCAUGUGUACCCAAUGAGCUCUGCUUCGGUCAGCUUCAACCCAGGCCGUUCGCCCCAUCUAUCGUCCAGCACGACAUCGUCGGGCCACACUGACGCCAACGUGCUAGCCAUGGCCCUGGCAGCAACAGCAACAUCAUCGUCUGCUUUCUUGGCGAAACCUACGACAACCACACGAUAUGGCACGAUCGCUUGUGGCCACACGAUCCCAUGCGAGUCGUGGAGGCUUUCCACGGCCGCCGCGAGAAGGCGGGUGACACCCAUGCCGUAGCAGCCCAUCACCAUGGGUUGGGAAUGAUUCGACGAAUCGAUAAAGUUUGCACCAAGGGUUUUGGAGUACUUGUCGCCCAAGUAAAACACAUGCCUACAUCAUGUCAGCAACCUACUGGAGCGACCAUGAUGCACGCACCCGACUUCAAUCCCUCGUUUCGCAGCUAGAACUCCUUCCGCACAGUUGGGGCAUCCGUCGUGCUCCUUGGCCUGGCGAAAUUCGCCCACGAUGGCCGUCGCGGGCGCUCCAUGGACAGCCACGGCGGAAUCGAUAAAGUAUUGCACGGGCAACGAGGAAUCGAUGGAAGCGGCCGAGCAGGGCGUCAAGUUGUCGACCUCGACGGAAUGCGCCUUCAAAGCAAGAACAUUCACUUCUCGACCUGCCGGGGUCAAAAUGGCCACCACGCGUGUUGAAGAUCCCAAUGCUUCGUGGUAGUACGAAAUGACCACAGAGUCGGCGAUUUGGUCGACAACAUCGGCAAAGGUCGCGGGUUGGGUCGGCGAGUCCCGGACAACACCGCGGGCCUUCUCCACAUUGGCAGCAUAGUCGCAAGUGCCGCAUGACAGAAUCGCAUCUUCACCGAAUCCAGACAGUACGUGGAACUCGUGCGACAAACUUCCGCCGAUGUUGCCCGUGUCUGCUUCGACUUGGGCAAUGGGUACGUCGAGUUCGUUCAAAAUGGCGUGGUAAGCCUGAACCAUCAAGUUGUACGUGACCUCAGCACCCUCUCGGUCCACGUCGAACGUGUAUGCGUCUUUCAUAAUGAAUUCUUUCGCACGCAGCAAGCCAAAUCGAGGUCGGAUUUCAUCGCGAAACUUGCGGCCAAUUUGGUACAGCCGCAGGGGGAGAGCUUUUGGGGACGUGACGGUGGACGCGACCAGAGACGUGAACACUUCUUCGUGGGUAGGUCCAAGGCAGUGCGCGACGUCGCGUCGGUCAUGGACGCGGAAGAGCUCAGGGCCGCUGGAUUCCCACCGUCCCGUUUCCUUCCACAGUUCGUUGUGAAGUAGGUUCGGCAUGCUCAGCUUGGAGCACCCAAUCGCAUGCAUGUGGUUGUCGAUGAUAGCCUCCAACUUCGCCAGCGACCGCAGUGCCAAUGGAAGCAUCAUGUAGAUCCCAUUCGACGAUUUGCGCAUGAAUCCUGCACGUAGGAGCAACUGGUGACUCGGAAUGGCCGCAUCCGCCGGUACUUCUUUCGUGGUCGGGAUGAAGAUCGAACUUCGCAAGGCGUAUGGAGACGCUGACGACAUCUGACGACGCACAUGAUCCAACGACGGGCGGCCCAGCGCCACUCGUCGCGGUGCAGUCGCGAUCGACCGCCACAUUUUUUGAAGCCGAUGAAUUUCC